AUGUUUGAAUCCCAGCUUGAAGAUUACGGCAGCGAUGAACAGAAAAAACUCAAAGACGGCACAAUAACCGUUUUAGAGUUCUUCAGUCUGUUUAACAUCGACUUCGUUACCCACAAUCCUCGGCAGAGUGUCCUUCCUGGCAGACUUUCAUCUGACACAGACGUCACGCCCCUGGACUUGUUAAGAAGCAGACACAUUAAUCGUCCUAAACAGGCGGUCUACAAGGCAGACAUCCAGACCCUGACGGCAAAAGUGGAAGAGUUGAAUGUUCGGCUGCAGGAUUUAAACAAACCUCUCAGGGUCGUAAACCAACGUUUGUGGGAAGAAAUGAGACACUUCUCAGAAGAAGAGCUCCAACGUUUUCGAGCUAAACUGAAAGAGAGAAACAACUUCUUCAGAAAAAGCAGCAGAUCGCAGUCGCAUGAAACAAAGGAGGUGCUCUACUCCGAGCUCGUGCGGGUUAAUCUGGAGGAGCAGCAGAAACUGAGAGGAACCAUCUCAAAGGCCGACGAGAUGCUGAGUCAACUGGACGGCUGCAUUUCAGAAUUAGAAACAGGUAGAGCCAUGACGGAGGAAAAACCUGCACAAAUUGCUGAGCUGAAGCUGCAGAAGGAGCAGAAUUCAAGUACGCUAAAGAAGCUGAAAACUGAGACGAAGAACCUGCAGAGCAGAAUCGACACGCUCCAUCUGUUGAAUGAGUGGCGGCUCAGAGACACGGUGGACGACUGUACGACCUACACUUUUCUUCACAACACCCUGCUCCUGCAGCUGACGUUUGAAAAGCUCCAUGGGAACGAUGCUGGCAGCGGGUCUGAGAGGAAGAUGACAAACGUUUCCUUCAGAUUCGAUCUCGAUGGCGACAAGUCGCAGUUCCACGCCUGCCUUGUUCACAAACUGGUCUCCCAGCACAUCGAGGGCCAGUCGUCCUGGGUGGACAAAUACCCAACAAGUAGACACGUUCCGAAGCUGCUCCACGACGUGAGCCUCGUGGUGAGUCCCUUCCGUCUGCUCGGAGAGGAGCUGCGUCUGCUGAAAACGUGGGGAGCUCUUCGAUUUGAUAUCCUCGAUAUCGGCCGCAGGGAGACUGAGUAA
This is a messenger RNA of Nematolebias whitei (Rio pearlfish), 1092 nucleotides long. It is a transcript of the gene knl1, whose product is annotated as kinetochore scaffold 1. Gene Ontology annotation, biological process: protein localization to kinetochore; attachment of spindle microtubules to kinetochore. The transcript has 11 exons. Gene Ontology annotation, cellular component: nucleus. Lineage: Eukaryota; Metazoa; Chordata; Actinopteri; Cyprinodontiformes; Rivulidae. The coding region runs from base 1 to 1092 and encodes 363 amino acids. The record is from RefSeq and is a predicted model, not a curated record.